UGUGGUGUGUAAGUUGUGAGUUCCACUCACGGUCACGGAUAAUAUUUCUACUGGAAGGUUGCUCCUUUUCCUUUGUCCUGUUGUCGUUGAAGUAUUGAUUCAAGAUGAAUGAUGGUAGACCGAUGGAGCUGCAUUACAUCAACCCUGUUUUUCCAUAUACUACUACUGAAAGCUUCAUGGAGUUUUUCGACGGACCGCCAGUGGAUUAUGAUCACGCUGGACCAAUUCCUUAUCAGGAAUACUGGUCAAUGAACAUGAACCCUUACAAGUUUGGAUUGUCUGGUCCGGAUGGUGCAUCUUAUUAUGGUUCUUACGAAGAAGAUAAUAGUUUCCCUAGACUGGAGGUCGACAGGGGAGAGUGGGAAUAUCCUUUAACAACGACCACUGAGGAGCCCACCACAACAGGCUCUCCAUCCAGAGGGGACGGAGUGAAUGGGAUGCAGACCAUUACUGAACAAUCCAGCCCAAAUCGUCAUGAUUCCAGUAGUGCUCCGGUUAUAUGGCAAGACAACAUCGAUCCAGAUAAUAUGACUUAUGAGGAAUUACUGGACUUGGGUGAGGCAGUUGGAACUCAAAGCCGAGGUCUUUCUCAAGAACUUAUUGAUUUACUGCCGACCUCGAAGUUCAAAUUUGGAAACUUAUUUAAAAGAAAAAAUUUUGGGAAAAGGUGCGUUAUUUGUCAGAUGACGUAUAGAAGAGGUGACCAACAAAUAAAAUUACCCUGCCGGCAUGUUUACCAUGGCGAAUGCAUCAGUAAAUGGCUUAGCAUUAACAAGAUUUCAGAUGAUAGACAAACAUUAGAUAAGAUUACCAGAAGAUGGGAGAUGACGGUGAUUCAGUUGGAGAGAAACCGAGUGACCAAGUAA
Messenger RNA from Neltuma alba, 866 nucleotides. RefSeq names its product E3 ubiquitin-protein ligase BIG BROTHER-like. The transcript is spliced from 8 exons. Bases 105 to 866 code for a protein of 253 amino acids. Gene Ontology annotation, biological process: negative regulation of organ growth; protein ubiquitination. The record is from RefSeq and is a predicted model, not a curated record. NCBI's taxonomy places the organism in Eukaryota, Viridiplantae, Streptophyta, Magnoliopsida, Fabales, Fabaceae. Gene Ontology annotation, molecular function: ubiquitin conjugating enzyme binding; ubiquitin-protein transferase activity.